This is a messenger RNA of Pyrus x bretschneideri (Chinese white pear), 926 nucleotides long. Its product is annotated as mavicyanin-like. The transcript is spliced from 2 exons. The coding region runs from base 180 to 776 and encodes 198 amino acids. NCBI's taxonomy places the organism in Eukaryota, Viridiplantae, Streptophyta, Magnoliopsida, Rosales, Rosaceae. The record is from RefSeq and is a predicted model, not a curated record. Gene Ontology annotation, cellular component: plasma membrane. Gene Ontology annotation, molecular function: electron transfer activity.
CAAUCUCACACAAACCAGGGCAUUUGGUAAUUCUGUCUUCGGGCUGUCUGUCUGCAGAGACACCCUCAUAGCCAAUAGGACUUGCCCUCCAGCCUGUGACUAAUUCUUAAAACUCUCUCUUAAAUUCAAGACUCUCAAGUUAGAGAGAGAGAGAGAGAGAGAGAGAGAGAGAGAGAGAGAUGGCCAAUCUCAGAACUCCAAGAUUCCAGUUCCUAUUGGCUCUGCAGUUCCUCAUGCUAAUACAGUCCCAGGUGCUCUGCUACCAGUACAAAGUAGGAGAUCUAGAUGCUUGGGGAAUACCAACUUCUGCAAAUCCACAAGCCUACACCAAAUGGUCAAAAUACCACCAAUUCAAGCUUGGAGAUUCUCUUUUGUUCUUGUACCCACCAAGCCAAGACUCUGUGAUUCAAGUGACAGCACAAUCCUACAGCAGCUGCAACCUCAAAGAUCCAAUCUUGUCCAUGAACGACGGCAACUCUCUCUUCAAUUUCACCACAUUGGGGGAUUUCUACUUCACCAGCGGCGAACCGGGCCAUUGCCAACAGAACCAGAAGCUGCACAUUUCUUUUCUGUCGGGCAAUGGCUCUGCUUACUCUCCCUCCGCCGGUCCCAGUGCAUUGGAUGCUUCCGCUCCUUCUUAUCCCACCGUCUUCGGCAGCAUCCCGGCUCCGCCUACUUCUGCACCGCAUUCUUCUGCACCGUCGCCAAGGUUUCCGGUUUUCGCAGCAGCGGUUGUUGGAUUUGGGGUGUUUGCAUUACACAGUGGUAAUCUUUGAAGAGCUUCAACAUAGAUGAGUUGAAUUUUCUCCCCACGUUUGGACAGUGAUUCUUUUUUCUUUUUACCAUUAAUAUUGGUUCAAUAGUAUGGAGGUUGUGGUUUCGUAAUUCUUUUUGUUAAUUCAAUAGAAUAAAGCAAAGUACCAGAA